Molecule: messenger RNA, 2553 nt
Organism: Brachypodium distachyon (stiff brome)
Lineage: Eukaryota; Viridiplantae; Streptophyta; Magnoliopsida; Poales; Poaceae
Product: CSC1-like protein At3g54510
Exons: 10
Coding region: 173-2296 (707 amino acids)
Cellular component (GO): plasma membrane
Molecular function (GO): calcium-activated cation channel activity
Source: RefSeq, a predicted model, not a curated record
GUGUCGAGCUCUGGCCGCUCCUAGCUCGCGCGCCGCCACGUCGCCGCCCGCCUCCGGCCACCGCAGCACGCGCGCGGGUUCGAAUCGAACUCGAGACAAAACGGCAGCGGCCUGCGGACGCAGCUGCAACUGGAUGCGCCACCAGUAGCAGAGGGUCUGGGCGGCGCGCGUCAUGGACGCGGAGGGUUUGCUGGCGUCUGCGGCGAUCAACCUGGGGCUGGCGCUGGUGGCGCUGUCGCUCUUCUCCAUGCUGAAGAAGCAGCCCGGGAACGCGCCCGUCUACCAGCCGCGGCGGAUGGCGGCCGGCGGCGGCGGCGUGUUGCCGCUCGGCACGGGGCGGCUGACCCCGUCCUUCCGGUGGGUCGGCGCCGCGUUCCGGAUCUCCGAGGAAGACGUGCUGCGGCGCCACGGGCUCGACGCCCUCGCCGUCAUCCGCCUCUUCAAGUUUGGGAUCAAGUGUUUCAGUGUCUGCUCAAUUGUUGGAGUGUUGAUCCUUGCGCCGGUAAAUUAUACCAGUCAAGGCCCUUCCGGCCUCAAAAGGCCAAAUUCGAUGGAGCUUUUCACGGUGUCCAAUGUUACCAGGGGCUCUGACAGGCUUUGGGUCCAUUUCUCGUGUCUAUGCUUCAUAUCCUUUUAUGUGGUGUAUUUGCUUCAUAAGGAGUAUAAAGAAAUGUCCCACAAAAGAAUACAGCACUUGAAGUAUCACAGGAAGAGACCUGAUCAAUUUACCAUUUUAGUUCAAGGAAUUCCUAUAUGCUCAGAUCACGGAGCUUAUGGUUGUCAUGCUGAUCACUUCUUCUCACAACACUACCUGACAUACGAAUCAUAUCAAAUAUUACAUGACAUAGGAAAUAUUGAGGCAUUACAGAAGCUGGCAUCUUCCCUUGAGAAACAGAUAAAGAGGAAAAGAGAUACCCGAAGAUGUAGCUUUUGGAGAUGGAUCUGGUGCAAGCUCACAUUAGGAUCAAUAGAUGCUCACAGUCAGGAACGUAAACUGAAGGAAGUGCACCAGUCUAUUCGUCUCCUGCAGUGUGAAAACAUGCUUAAACAAAAGGAGUUACCCGUAGCUUUUGUCUCAUUCAAAUCCCGGUUGGAGGCUGCCCAAGCUGCUGAGAUGCAACAGCAUGUCAAUCCGCUAUCCCUGGUUACACGAUAUGCUCCCGAACCAACUGAUGCAAUAUGGUCAAAUCUGGCUAUUCCCUUCAGCCGUAUUGCUGCAUAUAAGAUUGGAGUCUUCAUUGCUGCAUUUCUACUAACGGUGUUCUUCACCAUCCCUGUCACAGCGGUGCAAGGGAUAGUACAAUUUGAGAAGAUUAAGAAAUGGUUCCCACUGGCUAGAGCUGUGCAACUUAUUCCAGGUUUGAAUUCUGUUGUAACUGGAUAUCUUCCAAGCAUGAUCUUAAAUGGAUUUAUCUACUUGAUUCCCUUCGCGAUGCUUGGUAUGGCUUCAUUUGAAGGUUGUAUUUCCAAAAGCCAAAAGGAAAUCAAGGCCUGCAACAUGGUGUUCUACUUCUUGCUAGGAAAUGUUUUCUUCCUGAGUAUUCUUUCAGGUUCUCUACUCGAUCAGAUAGGAGAAUCCUUUACGCACCCGAAAGACAUCCCUAGCCGUCUUGCUAGUGCUGUUUCUGCACAGUCAGAUUUCUUCAUCACAUACAUCUUGACCAACGGCAUGUCAGGAUUUUCUUUUGAGGUUCUUCAGUUUGGUUUGCUUACAUGGCACUUCUUGAAGGUGCAUUCAGUUGGACAUACUGACGAGCCGUAUCUCUAUGGCUUCCCUUACUACAGAGUUGUGCCCAUCGUUGCCCUUGCAGUGUUGAUUGGAAUGGUUUAUGCUGUAGUUGCACCUCUUCUGCUUCCGAUUCUUGUGAUAUAUUUUUUGCUUGGUUAUGCAGUGUUCAUCAACCAGAUGGAAGAUGUAUAUGAAAUCACAUACGACACUUGUGGACAAUAUUGGCCUAAUAUUCACCACUACAUCUUCCUCUCAGUCACGCUCAUGCAAACUACCAUGAUAGGUUUGUUCGGGCUGAAGUCGAAGCCAGGAGCUUCGUUUGCCACGAUUCCCUUGCUUGUGUUGAACAUCAUGUUCAACGAGUACUGCAAGGUUCGGUUUCUUCCAACUUUCCAAUGCCGACCGGUCCAGAUCUGCAAGGAGAAUGAUGACCUUGAUAAAACUGAGGGGGCAGCAGAAGGCAGCUCGGAUCAUGCCAUCAGGGCUUAUACACCGCCAUGGAUGCGUCCGAUGCAAUGCUCCUCAGAAUCCAGCUCGGUGCAACCUUUAGUUCGUUGUUUUGUAUAGUGCUAUUGGCAAUGCCGAUGGUUGCAAUCUUACAAGAGCCCCCAUCAGCAUGACAACAAACACAGAAACGCUGUGCCGUUUCUGUAAUUAUUCUGCAGUUAAAUAAGCAUUGUAAUUAUUAUUUUUCCUGCAGUUACAGGCAGCUCCACAAACUGAGCUGUUGACACUUGUAUUAUGCCAGCAUGUAUUCCUAACCGGGGAUUAGGGAUGUUCAUAUCCUGUCGAUCAAGGAAAACUGCAAUCAACACAUUUUGACA